Molecule: messenger RNA, 831 nt
Organism: Colletotrichum lupini
Lineage: Eukaryota; Fungi; Ascomycota; Sordariomycetes; Glomerellales; Glomerellaceae
Exons: 1
Coding region: 1-831 (276 amino acids)
Source: RefSeq, a predicted model, not a curated record
AUGGCUGCCGCCGCCGCUCCUCAACAGUGGGUCGCACCGACAGGGGCCACAGCAUAUCCCAAGAUUGGAGUGAUUCUCGGGUGCGCCCCAGACGACGGGGACGUGGAUCUCGCAUACAAGAUUCUAGGCUUACACAGCAGAGACGCCGCUAUACCGGCAGUCCGGCCGCCGGCUCACGAGUUCGUGCACUGGUGCAACCGCUUAAUUGCCAAAACCUAUGAGGAAAGUCUCGAGUUCCAGCUCGGGUCCGUCGGCCACCGGCGGUUCCUCGAGGCUAGCAGACGGGUCCGGUCAGCCAUGCACACAAUUUCCGGGAUCCGGCGGCCCGGGCACGAAGAUUGGCAGAUAUUUGAGAAUACGUGGAUCAGUCACUGGAAGCCUAAUGGUACUUGUGACGAUGCGCCGGUUGACUUGACGAUUGCCAACUGGGAUCAGAAUGUGCCUACUCCUGCGACGAAGACUAUUUUCGAUGCGACGUAUGGGCCUGAUAGACAGAAAGAGAGGGACGAUCGGGCGCGAGAUCAUCGGAAGAUGGGUAAGACGUGGAUGGCGACGAAAAACAUGGUUCGGGAUGCGCGAGAAAAGGAGGCUGAGGAAUGGCAAGAUCUUGUUGCUUGUUAUGGGUUUCAGGCUAGGACGAAUUUCCGAUUUAAGGGCAACGAUCCUGAGUUUCACGAGGUCGAGACGGAUGACGAGAACGAUGAGGGAGAAAAUGAUGAGGGGGAGGAAGAAGAAAGUGGAGAGCAGGAAGAAGACGCAGAAAUGCGGGAUAAGAAUACCGAGGAGCAGGGAGAGGAUGCCGCCGAGCAAGAGGAGAGCAACAAUACGUAA